AUGUCGGAGAGUCUUGUUCCUGAGGGCGGAGACUCCUCCUCAGAGGAUUUCAGCCUGAGUGACUACGAGGAGAGGAGGCCGGGGCAAUCGUCAUGGGACGAAUCGGAUGAGAAGAUGCAGGAGGAGUCGAGCUCUUCCACAUCGUCGAGGACGAACGUGACCACGACCAAGGACCAGAAGCAGCCAGUCAUGGAGCAGCCAGUGAAGGAACUGCCACCAGCACAAGCUCCGACGCCGAAGGAGCAAGGAACGCAGACGGUAGUCGCUGGUGUUGCUGUGCCGGCGAUGACUGGGGAUCGGCAGGUCGUGCAGGACCAGGGGGAGUUUCUAUGGCAGAGGAGGGGAAGGCAGAAGGAGAAGAAGCUAGACGAUCUGAUGAUGGAGUCCUCCCUCUACGAGUCCGAGGCCAAGACUUACGAGAACGAGGCCAUCCGCCCCGAUAUGUCCAACGCCAGCGAUGUCUUCAACAUCAACGAGUACGCCGGCAAGUCGCUGGUGACUGACAUGCGCGCUGUCAAGUCGCUCGACUCCUACCAGACUGAACUGCUGGCGAGGACUAAGUACCCGGGCAAGCAGAGGCAGGACGCUAUCCUCGACGAUCUUAUGAUUGAGUCCUCCUCCGAGCCCCAGGGCCAUCCAAAGGAGAGGGAGGAGGAGGAGGCGGUCGAGGCUGAGGGCAUGGAGCCAUCGCACGCUGCUGCUCCUUCGAGCGAGUCCUCUAUCCAGCUGCAGAGGAAGGAGGGGCACCCGCAGACUCAAGAGGAGGAGUACAGCGACGACAUCGGGGGGGCGGGGAUAGUCGUUCGUCCUAUGUACAACGUGCUCUUGGAAGAAGCGAGGAAGAAGAAGGCAAAGAGGUCAAGGUCGAAGCACAAGAGCGAGGAGGUGGUGCAGGAGGACCUGGCGAUUCAGUACUUCGAGCCGAUCCCCAAGGGGAAGGUGCGGCUGCCGGACGGGAGGCUGCAGACGUACUUCUGCCCGUACCUCGAGAGCGGAUACAGCGACAUGCUCACUGAAGAGAUGGUGGAGCAAAUUGUUACGGAGAAGAACGAGACUUCGGGUGGGAGGCUCAGAUGCUACUCCAUUAGCGACAUCGCACGCAAGAUCACAGACGCUGCGGUUUCGCAAGGGCUCAUCGCCUCCUCCAAGUCUUUGCACUAUGAUCGAUUCUUCAACACCAUGAAAAAGGUACUGGUGCUGGUGCUGGUGCUGGUGCUGGUGCUUGUGCUGUUUGUAGUGGUUGUGGUGCUGUUGCUGGUGGUGCUGGUGUCACUUCUAUGGGUCACUGAGAAGGUUUUCGACGACGCCAAGAGGAUUGGGUGCCUUCCUCGUGCUGCUCCGCUCAAGAAGCUCCUCGAAGCGUUUCAAGCUCAUCUGUAUAUCGAUGGCGACAAGUUCGCCUACGGGCAUUCCAAGGAGUGGGCGGCUGAGUUCUUCACCGACGAGGAGCGGCAGUGUAUCCUCGACAAUCUACUCCGAUUCGCCCACAACGCAUCCGGCGUGCGCGUGCGAGGGAUUGACGCGCCGGAGGAUGACCCGACGGCCCUGCCCUGCCUCCCUGCUGACGUUUCGAUGUUCAAACACGCGUACGAGGACAUCAACUAUGUCCAGGAAGACGACGAGCUGCCGCUCCUAGUCAACCAGAGCAACUACACCGCCGCCCUCGAGGAGCUGAUGAAGGAUGCGUACGACUUGGAGUGUGUGGGGCACGAGGAAUUUUUAGACUUCGUGUUUCAGCCCGAGGGCACGAGCGAGAAGGUAGUGCAUCAAGGGGGAGGGAAGAAAACUGCGACUUCCAAGGAAGAGGGGAAGGGGAAAGAGAAGGGAAAGGGAGAGGGAGAAGGAGCAGGGGAGAGGGAGGGAGAGGGAGAUUUGUCGGAGGACGAGGAUUUCUUCUUCGACCUCAUGGAUCGACUUGGGCUGGGGAACCUCCAGAAGAAGAAUUAUUCCGAACUGAAGCUCGAUAAGCAUGAGAAGACGUGA
Messenger RNA from Guillardia theta CCMP2712, 1983 nucleotides. RefSeq lists its product as hypothetical. The transcript has 12 exons. The coding region runs from base 1 to 1983 and encodes 660 amino acids. The record is from RefSeq and is a predicted model, not a curated record. Lineage: Eukaryota; Cryptophyceae; Pyrenomonadales; Geminigeraceae.